GAGAAGCUAGAAAAACUGUUCUGACUAAGCCAAGUGACUCUUCACCUGAAGUUAUAAACUAUUUGGGUAACAAAGCAUGUGAAUGUUACAUUUCCAUUGCUGACUGGUCUGCUGUUCAGGAGUGGCAAAACAUGGUCCAUGACUUGAAGAAAAGCAAUAGUAAUACCUCAAUCAAUCUGAAAGCAGAUUUUAACUAUAUAAAAUCUUUGAGCAGCUUUGAGUCUGGACAACUCACUGAAUGCACGGAACAACUAGAAUUAUUACCAGGAGAAAAUAUCAACCUACUUGCAGGGGGAUCUAAGGAAAAAAUAGACAUGAAGAAGCUCCUUCCUAAUAUGCUAAGUCCUGAUCCAAGAGAACUUCAAAAAGCGGUUGAAGUACAGCUUUUGAGAAGUUCAGUAUGUCUGGCAACAGCUGUAAACCACAUAGAACAGGAGCAAAAGUGGCAGUCGAUAUCCGAGAAUGUUAUAAAGUACUUAAAGCAAACAUCACGAAUCGCUAUUGGACCUUUAAGACUUUCCACACUCACUGUGUCUCAGUCUUUACCAGUGUUGAGCACUCUUCAGUUGUAUUGUUCUUCUGCUUUGGAAAACACUGUAUCCAACAGGCUGACAUCAGAGGACUGUCUUAUACCUCUCUUCAAUGAUGCUUUGAGGUCAUGCAAACAGCACGAUGUGAGGCCCUGGAUGCACGCGCUGAGGUACACAGUGUACCAGAAUCAAUUGAUGGAAAAACUUAAAGAACCAACAGUCCCAAUUAAAAGCCAUCUCAUGGAGCUAGGCUUAACAGCAGCAAAAUUUGCACGGAAGCGAGGAAAUAUUGCCCUAGCUACGCGGCUGCUCGCCCAGUGCAGUGAAGUUCAGCUAGGAAAAACCACCACUGCACAAGAUUUAGUCCAGCACUUCAAAAAAUUGUCUGCACAAGGUCAGAUAGAUGAGAAAUGGGGUCCUGAACUUGAUAUUGAGAAAACAAAAUUGUUAUACACAGCAGGUCAGUCAACACAUGCCAUGGAAAUGCUGAGUUCCUGUGCCAUAUCCUUUUGCAAAUCUGCCAAAGCUGAAUAUGCAGUUGCUAAAUCUAUUCUCACACUGGCUAAGUGGAUUCAAGCAGAAUGGAAAGAGAUUUCAGGACAGUUGAAACAAGUAUAUAGAGCUCGACAGCAGCAGAAUCACACUGGCCUGUCUACGUUGUCUAAAAACAUAUAUAAUUUGAUUGAUCUCUCAGCUGUUAAUACACUAGAAGAAGAAUAUCCUAGGAUUGAAAGUGAAUCUACAGUAAAUAUUGGAGUUGGAGAACCUGACUUCAUCUUGGGACAGUUGUAUCACUUGUCUUCGGUACAGGCACCUGAAGUAGCCAAGUCUUGGGCAGCCCUGGCCAGUUGGGCUUAUAGAUGGGGCCGGAAAGUAGUUGAUAAUGCCAGUCAGGGAGAAGGUGUUCGCCUGCUGCCCCAGGAAAAAUCUGAGGUUCAGAACUUGCUUCCAGACAACAUUGCAGAGGAAGAUCAGGAAAAAAUCUAUGGAAUUCUUGGGCAGGCGGUGUGUCGUCCAGCUGGGAUUCAAGAUGAAGAUAUGACUCUACAAAUCACUGAAAAUGAGGACAAUGAAGAAGAUGAUAUGGUGGAUGUUAUAUGGCGUCAGUUAUUAACAAGUUGUCCCUGGCUUUCAGAUCUUGAUGAAAAUGCAACAGAAGGGUUAAUUAAAGUGUGGAGGAAAGUUGUAGACAGAAUCUUCAGUCUCUAUAAGCUCUCCUGCAGCGCAUAUUUUACUUUCCUCAAACUCAAUGCUGGUCAGGUUUCACUUGAUGAAGAUGAUCCCAGGCUGCACUUAAGAAAUACUUCUGAGCAAAGCACUGACGAUGUUAUUGUGAUGGCAACCCUAAGACUGUUACGAUUGCUUGUGAAACAUGCUGGAGAACUUAGACAGUAUCUAGAGCAUGGGCUAGAAACUACACCUACUGCUCCUUGGAGAGGUAUUAUUCCUCAGCUUUUCUCCCGCCUGAAUCACCCAGAAGUGUAUGUUCGUCAGAGUAUUUGCAACUUAUUGUGCCGAGUGGCUCAAGAUUCUCCUCAUCUCAUACUAUAUCCUGCAAUAGUGGGUACCAUUUCGCUUAGUAGUGAAUCCCAGACUUCAGGGAACAAGCUGCCUUCUGCCAUCCCUACUUUGCUAGGUAAUAUUCAAGGAGAAGAACUGUUGGGUGGUGAAUGUGAUGGGGGAAGCCCCUCAACUUCUCAAGAAAGUAGUAAAGAUGACAUGAAAGUUGGAUUAAAUGAAGAUCAAGCAAUGAUGCAAGAUUGUUACAGCAAAAUUGUGGAGAAACUCUCUGCUGCAAAUCCGACAAUGGUAUUGCAGGUUCAAAUGCUAGUGGCUGAGCUGCGUAGAGUUACAGUUCUUUGGGAUGAACUUUGGUUGGGAGUUUUACUGCAACAGCACAUGUAUGUCCUUAGAAGGAUCCAACAACUGGAAGAUGAAGUCAAGAGGGUCCAAAACAACAACACACUACGGAA
Messenger RNA from Mesitornis unicolor (brown roatelo), 2503 nucleotides. RefSeq names its product serine/threonine-protein kinase SMG1-like. Gene Ontology annotation, molecular function: protein serine/threonine kinase activity. Gene Ontology annotation, cellular component: nucleus. The annotation marks the transcript as partial. NCBI's taxonomy places the organism in Eukaryota, Metazoa, Chordata, Aves, Mesitornithiformes, Mesitornithidae. Gene Ontology annotation, biological process: phosphorylation; nuclear-transcribed mRNA catabolic process, nonsense-mediated decay. The record is from RefSeq and is a predicted model, not a curated record. The transcript is spliced from 14 exons.